Molecule: messenger RNA, 2618 nt
Organism: Pyricularia grisea
Lineage: Eukaryota; Fungi; Ascomycota; Sordariomycetes; Magnaporthales; Pyriculariaceae
Exons: 2
Coding region: 203-2389 (728 amino acids)
Cellular component (GO): mitochondrion
Source: RefSeq, a predicted model, not a curated record
UCAUUGAUUGAGUGAAUCCGCUCGUUUUACUCGAGGUCAAUACCACCACUUUGUGGAUGCUCUUCCGGCACAUUCCCUCUCCGCCACCAGUCCCGCCAUAGACAAGAGACAACAUAUACGAUAUACAAUGUCAAGAUAGAGCGACUGCCCGGCGCGGCAUUAUUUGCAUCUCCCGCGAACAUUGACCGAACCGACUUCGAUCAUGUUCCUACAACCCCUGGGCCUUCGGUGCCUCGCUCCUCGUGUCGCUUCCCGACCUUUCAGAAGUUCAAUAAUAGCCCGACUAUACGAUGCACGAGGCGCAACCAGAAACUUUCGAUGCGGCGGCGACAAUAGGUCCAGCAUACCGAAACAGUCAUGUUUUAAUGAGCUGGUAGGAAGAAGGACAGCGUCGCAUCACGGCGGCGGCCAGCGGAACAACGGGCAAAGGAGGAUUCUUAUGUCCAAGAUAGGCGGCACAGGCGCAGCCACCCUGGGAACCGCGGCCUUCGUUCAGCUAUCCGAGCAAGAAAACGACGAUGCGGAGGAGACAGGCGAGGAUCGAAUGUUGGCCGCGUCUCGUGACGAGAUUGCUAAGCGCUUAGACGACGACGACCACGGGCUCUCCCGCGCGCGCCACGGCAUCGUAUUAUUCCUCGACUUGUACCUCUGGGAGCCUUUGUGCACAGGCUUCCGCUUCCUGCAUUUGGUUUGCAUCUUUGUCCCCGUCAUACUUGCCGUGCCGGCUAUCUGGAUCGGUCGCAGGUUACCGGAUAAGGAUAACGAGAGGAGCGGUACGCUAUGGUGGUACGGGUUCCUAGUCCAGAGCAUGGAGCUCGCCGGUCCGGCCUUUAUCAAGCUCGGCCAAUGGGCUGCAUCGAGGUCUGACAUAUUCCCAACCGAGAUGUGCGAGACCAUGGCCAGGCUGCACUCACACGCGCCGGCACACUCUAUGCACGCCACCAAGCGCAUCGUACAGGCUGCAUUCGACGGCAGGCCUUUCGACGAGAUAUUUGACGAGUUUGACGAGAAGCCACUGGGUGUCGGGGCUAUCGCGCAGGUUUACCGUGCCAAGCUCAAGCCAGAUCUUGCUGCGCCCGGCGAUGUGGAUCUGGUCGGCCAUGAACAAACGGCCGGACGCAAGGUGAGAAAGAACGUCGAGACGGUGUUCAAGAGCACGCCGAAGCGCGUACCAUCAUCUUAUGUGGCGAUCAAAGUGCUGCACCCGGGUGUGGAACGAACGGUUCGGCGUGACCUGCGCAUUAUGGGGUUCUUUGCCAGAGUUCUCAACGCCAUUCCCACUAUCCACUGGCUAUCGCUACCCGACGAGGUGGACCAAUUUGGCGAGAUGAUGCGACUGCAGCUGGAUUUGCGCAUUGAGGCUGCCAACCUGAGCCUGUUCAGAAAGCACUUCCGCGACCGCUCGACCGCCUGGUUCCCCUUCCCCUAUGCCGAGUUUACAACUCGGAACGUCUUGGUGGAGGAGUUUGCGCAAGGAAUUCCUCUUGCCGACUUUUUGGAGAAUGGUGGCGGCGUUUUCCAGCACGACAUCGCAGCCGAAGGUCUCGACGCAUUCCUACGCAUGCUGCUCCUCGACAACUUUGUGCAUGCCGACCUGCACCCAGGAAACAUUAUGGUGCGCUUUUACCAGGCUGCGCAGCCCGACCUGCCGCAAAUGUCGCUCAAGCGCCGAACACAGAAUGAGGGGCCGCCAAAUCAACCACCACAAAAUUCAGAGUCACAAGUAGAUGUGACUGAGCAGGUUCUCUCCCGGCUGCGGCCACAUAAAGGCCGCGAGAACAAAGCGGCGUGGGAGGACGAGCUGCGCAAAAUCGACGAAGAAGGCUUCCGACCGCAGCUCAUCUUCAUCGACACAGGUCUGGUAACCGAACUGAACGCGAAAAACCGGCGGAACUUCCUGGACCUCUUCCGAGCCGUUGCCGAGUUUGAUGGGUACCGGGCUGGCGUGCUCAUGUGCGAACGGUGUCGGCAGCCGGACGCUGUGCUGGACAAGGAGGUCUUUGCGCUCAAGAUGCAAAAGCUGGUGCUCGACGUCAAGUCGUCAACUUUGGCGCUGGGCAACGUCAAGAUAGGCGACAUUCUACAGAGCGUCUUGUCGAUGGUCCGUACGCAUCAUGUCCGCGUCGAGGGCGAUUUUGUCAACGUCGUAAUCAGCAUCCUACUGCUAGAGGGCAUCGGCAGGAGUCUCAACCCAGACUUGGACCUGCUGAGCAGCUCGCUGCCAAUCCUGCGCGAGCUCAGCGCACAAAGCGGCGGGCAGAUGCUCAAGCAGGGUGACCUGAGCAUGAUCAAGUUUUGGUUCGGGUUGGAGGCGAGGAGGUUCCUGCAGGCGAGUAUUGAAGAUGUCGAGCGUUGCGUGAAGUACGAUCUCCUCUCACCCAAUGUGUAAUCCAAGAAGCAAUUUUGGGAGGACCAAUGUAUAAUGUUUAUCGGGGCUGGAUGGGCGAGUGGCGUUCCAACGGUUAUUUCAGGGGUAAAGCAUCAGGUACCACAUUUUGCAUUACUUUUGAUGAUGGGUUCCUACGGAGUAAGGCCUCGCUCGGCAGAUGGCUCAACUGCAGAGUUUGUGUACAAUAUACUACUAAGCAUUUAGAAUAACCAAGAAACCGACAUUAAGG